AAGAGAUGCCCAUGAACAUACAAGAAGCCUUGUUUCUGCUGAGAAUCAGAAGUAGACUCAAGCCAAGAGCACACCCGAGGGCUAUUCCUCUCCAGAGCAGUGAGUGCAUCACUGGACACAGGAUUUCCUGUGCCUUUAUUGCUUGAAGUCAUGGGUCAGCUGUUCUCUUCUCCUCAGAGUGAGCACCAAGAAUUGGCCUCCAGCUUUACUGAAUAUUUUAAGAAAUUUAAGACGGGAAGCAAAAUCAUUUCUCAAGAGAUCCUCAAUUUGAUUGAAUUAAGGAUGAGAAAGGGGAACUUUAAGGGGGCAAUCUCUGCAAUCAAUGAUGCAUUAAAAGAAAUCGAUAGUACCUCGCUCAAUGAGGCUGUCACCAGGGAGACUGGAGCAGGGAAGUCCAGCUUCAUCAAUACCCUGAGAGGCAUUGGGAAUGAAAAGAAAGGUGCAGCUCAAACUGGGGUGAACGAGGAAACGAUGGAAAGACAACCAUACAAACACCCCAAUAUGCCUAAUGUGGUUUUUUGGGACCUGCCUAGGAUUGGAAGCACAAGGUUCCCACCAAACACAUACCUGGAGAAAAUGAAGUUCUAUGAAUAUGAUUUCUUCAUUAUUAUUUCNGCCACACGCUUCAAGAAAAAUGAUAUAGACCUCGCCAAGGCAAUUAGCAUGAUGAAGAAGGAAUUCUACUUCGUGAGAACCAAGGUGGACUAUGACAUAACAAUCGAAGCAGAUGGCAAACCUCAAACCUUUGACAGAGAAAAGGUCCUGCAGGACAUCUGCCUUAACUGUGUGAACACCUUUAGGGAGAACGGCAUUGCUGAGCCACCGAUCUUUCUGGUCUCUAACAAAAAUGUUUGUCACUUUGACUUCCCUGUCCUGAUGGACAAGCUGAUAAGUGACCUCCCUGUCUACAAGAGACACAAUUUUAUGCUCUCCUUACCCAAUAUCACAGAUUCAGUCAUUGAAAAGAAGCGGCAAUCUCUGAAGCAGAGGAUUUGGCUGGAAGGCUUUGCUGCUGACCUAAUGACUAUCAUCCCUUCUCUGACCUUUCUCUUGGACAGUGAUUUGGAGACUCUGGAGAAAAGCAUGAAGUUCUACUGCACUGUGUUUGGAGUGGAUGAAGCAUCUUUGCAGAGAUUAGCAAGAGACUGGAAAAUAGAGGUGGAUCAGGUGGAGGCCAUGAUAAAAUCUCCUGCCGUGUUCAAACCUACAGAUGAAGAAACAAUACAAGAAAGGCUUUCAAGAUAUAUUCAGGAGUUCUGUUUGGCUAACGGUUACUUAGUUACUUAAAAUCAUUUUCUUAAAGAAAUAUUUUACCUGAAAUAUUAUUUCCUUAACAUGGUGCUGGAUGACGCUAAAACUCCUCUUAAAGAGAUAUAUUUAAGAAACAAGUUGCCUUCUAAUUAAGCUGAAGUCCUGUGACAGUCAAAAAAAUAGAAUCAGUUAAAGAAAAAAAGGACACUGAUACUGUAAAACAAUAUACUGGGUUUAUCUAGGUUAUUCAGGCUUUAUCCACAUUUAGUGAUUGUGUAUCGACAUUAGCUAAAGCAAGGGGAUCAGAUAUGUAUAAAUAAACUGAUAGCUAAAAACUAUCCCCUCACUUUGAGUAAACUCUCAGAUCAAGUAA
Messenger RNA from Mus caroli (Ryukyu mouse), 1624 nucleotides. The record is from RefSeq and is a predicted model, not a curated record. NCBI's taxonomy places the organism in Eukaryota, Metazoa, Chordata, Mammalia, Rodentia, Muridae.